This is a messenger RNA of Acanthaster planci (crown-of-thorns starfish), 2710 nucleotides long. RefSeq names its product evolutionarily conserved signaling intermediate in Toll pathway, mitochondrial-like. Gene Ontology annotation, biological process: innate immune response; cell surface receptor protein serine/threonine kinase signaling pathway. Gene Ontology annotation, cellular component: mitochondrion. The record is from RefSeq and is a predicted model, not a curated record. NCBI's taxonomy places the organism in Eukaryota, Metazoa, Echinodermata, Asteroidea, Valvatida, Acanthasteridae.
AGUUGCAGUAAAGAUGGCGACUUCCAUUAUCCUGUGAGCUCGAACGUGGAGGCUGACCAGACUGGGCUACCUGUCGUCUUUGUGUCACAGUUGCCAGUAUAUUUGCAUACAAAUCCAUGGCAACCAUAAAGUUUCUACGCGGGGCCCUGUAUCAUCUCUCAGUCAGCAGACGGCCUGCCAUCCAUACUGGAGUCUCACAGCCAGCCUUCCAGACUAAAUGCACCUUGGGCCCUUCUUUUUACAGUGCACAGAUACAUACCUGUCCGCAGAGGUAUUCUGGGAUAGGCCGAGGAAAAGCCUUGCCUAGUAAACUCGAAAAGAGUUCACUGGUCCUCUCCAAAACUCUCUUUGAAGAAGCCAGUCUUGAAGAGGUGAACAAAGAAAGUUUCAAACAGGUUGUCAAGAAAUUUACAGAGUUUGACAAGCGUCGCCGAGGACACAUCCAAUUCAUAGAGACAGCCCUGCGCUACAUGAAAUAUUUCAAAGUAGAGAAAGAUAUUGAUGCUUAUAACGCCUUGCUGGACAUCUUUCCAAAAGGGAAGUACGUUCCAGAGAAUGUGAUCCAGUCUAUAUACAACCACUAUCCAGAGCAGCAGAUAUGUGCAAUCAAGGUGCUGCAACUGAUGGAAGAUAACACUGUUCUUCCCAACAAUGAAACCAAGGACAUCCUCAUCUCAGUCUUUGGCAAGCGGGCACACCCAGUCAAGAAGUACCAGCGCUUGAUGUACUGGUUUCCCAAGUUCCGCAACAUCAACCCCUUCCCGCUGCCAAAGGAACUCCCCACAGAUCCAGUCAAACUCUCUGAGAUCGGUCUGAAGCGUAUCGCGGAAUAUGAGGCCAAGCUGAAGGUGUUCUAUUUAAAUGGAAGCAAUGCAGAGUCAGAGAAUGCUGAGUUCAUCACCAACGUCCAGAGUGCCGAGCAGCAGGAACUCCUGUCUGAGCAUCCACCUGUCAGGCCGCUCUAUGUUGAGGGUGCUUUCCACCUUUGGCUUCGCAGCACCAAAUUAACCUAUUUUGUACUGAGAGGAGAUCCUUUUGCAUUGGGCGAUGAUGAAACAUUAAACGAAGAUGUACAGCAAACACAUGCUGAAGGCCCCAUAUUUGCCAUGUGCAUGACAAACAACAGCUGCCAAGAAACCCUUCAAUCAUGGAUCAAACACCUACAGGAGGACAAUCCGCACCUGGCCAGGAUACCAGUCAUCUUUAACCUCUUCAAUCUCGGGGAAACAACAGAGACAGUUGGGAGUUUACCGACAGAAACUCAUCUACUUGGAGAAUCGUGAUAUUUAGGAAGCAGUAUAAGCACAAACAUAUUGAGUAUACUUUAGUUAAUUUAAGCCCCUUUUUUAAAAUUAGAUUUUCCCAUUUUUUGCCAUUGUGGUCAUUUUCUUUUGAUCUAAGAAUUUAAUUUUGAUUUGUUUCUAAAAUAGUCACCCUCAAUUACCCAGUUAUGCAAAACCUCACCGAAUGUAAAAAUAAAUUCACAACUUUUACCAAAUACUUUGUCUACUUCAAAUCUAAUCCAAACGUUCUUAUCUUACAGUUUGAAAAGUGAAUAUGCGAUAAAAAUUCCUUAAAUGACUACCCCCUUUUUACAUUUUUAACAAACUUAAUUUUAUUCCCCCAAAACCUGAAAAGAAAGCAUUUUUGGCAUUCAAGAACAGGAACAUAUUGAGUAAUAAGGUUUAAGGAGUUUAUUGCGAUUGACACCGAGCACAGGCAGAAUGUGCAGAGCAAAGACAGAAGUGUUAAACAGCAGUUUCCAACAGAUCCGAGGUUGACGAAAUCCCAUCUCUGCCAUGCAACCAGCCCACUUCAAAAUAGUACAGUGCUAACAAAUCUGCUGAUGUUUCAAUCAUCCUUGGUGACCAUUCUCAACAGCGCUAACCAACUAUAACUCUGGAAAGAAUCUUCCUCAGGAAGUGUAAAGGAUUGCAGGUAAACCAACCCUGAAUAUUGUUGGUAUGUUUCACCCAUACAGACUGGUGUCAACGAGGUGUCCUGGUACUGUUUAAUGAGGGAGUGCAGAGGAUUGUGGGUGAAGCAACUUGGAAAGGAAGUCACAUUUUAUGCGUGCAAUCAUCGCUCUGUGUAGAACCUCUCUCGGGAAGUGCGAAGGAUUGUGGGUCCAGUUACUCUGAAAUUAGUUCAAUGCUUCAUCCAUGCUGACCUCUUUCAACCAGGCUUGCUUACACAGCCCAACUGUAAAUCUUGAAAGAAUCCACUCCAGAAAAAGCAAAGGAUUAUCGGUAAGCUGAGCUCUCUAGAAUAAACUGAACCUGUGCCAUACAUUCGACGCUGGGACCUGUGACGGCAACACAGCUGCCAGCAUAUCUUCCACAUUUCUUCUUCACUUGAAAAAGUGUACAGUAUUAUUCACUUUCCGCUGAGGUGCCCGGUUUCAGGCACCGUGAGUUUAUAUGCAGAGCUAGGGUGCCUGGUUUCCGACAAAGGAGCUGUUCUGUGUAACAAAAGACUGUACUCAAAACAAAGGACCUGCUGCUGGGAAUUGCUAUCAUUUUUCAACUUCCAUUUUUGAAAGUAAUCCGGCACAGUUUUGAAACGGCAUACCACUAUUUCGGGCAUAGCGCGCCCACGGAUUAGCACUACGGACAAAAGUGCUCCACGGCCCUAUUGAUGAGCGACACAGCACCGCUGCUCGCUAAUCCAGCGGCGUAUGAAAAGACGUUACUGGCAUUCACCAAAACAA